Eruca vesicaria subsp. sativa (arugula) is the source of this 1627-nucleotide messenger RNA. NCBI's taxonomy places the organism in Eukaryota, Viridiplantae, Streptophyta, Magnoliopsida, Brassicales, Brassicaceae. The record is from the annotation of a GenBank genome assembly.
AUGGAGAAUGCGACAGAAGCGGUGACAGAAGCGGUGACGGUUGUUCAACAACGUCAAGUAGAGGGACAAGGGCAGCCACAAAACCCACCACCACUCUUACGGCGUCGUUUUGUAUUAUCUCUUUACAUUGGAUAUUUUCUUGCAAGAUGGAGUACCAGAACUUGGGAGUUCUCAGUUGCUUUGUAUAUGAUCCACUUGUGGCCAAACUCUCUGCUUCUUGCAGCCAUAUAUGGUGCGAUAGAGUCUGGUUCUACUGCUAUUUUUGGCCCCACUGUGGGGCAAUGGAUAGAUGGAAUGGACUACGUUAAAGUCCUAAGACGCUGGCUCUUUUGUCAGAACCUCUCCUACACCGUUGCUGGUGGUGCAGUCAUCAAGUUGCUGCUACUUUCUGAUCUCAAGUCCCGGAACAUCCCGGUCUUUGCAACCUUGGUUGUGUUGACAAAUGUUGCUGGCGCCAUUGGUGUGCUUUCCACUCUUGGUGGCACCAUUCUGAUCGAACGAGACUGGGCUGUGGUUAUGUCGGAAGGUUAUCCACCAGCGGUACUGACAAGAAUAAACUCUGUCAUUAGAGGCAUUGAUUUAAGCUCAAAGCUACUCUCUCCAGUCAUCACCGGUCUCAUCAUUAGCUUUGUCUCCCUGAAGGCGUCAGCCAUCACUUUUGCAUUUUGGGCCACUAUAACCGCUUGGGUUGAAUAUUGGCUCUUCAUAUCCGUAUAUAAUGGUGUUCCAGCGAUAGCUCAAAGCAAUGAAAGACGGAUCUUGCGUUCCAUGACAACGCCAGUAGAAGGAUUAGAUGCACAUGUUUCUGUUUCUAUUGUUCCGGAGGGUUCUCAAGGAAACCCACCGCGUAAAACCGGAAUGCUGAAGCUUCUUGAUAGAGUAUCCAAGUCAUCUUUGGUUUGCGCGUGGAGAGUUUAUAUCAAUCAAGAAGUUGUACUCCCAGGGGUUUCACUAGCUCUCUUGUUCUUCACCGUCCUCACCUUUGGAACGUUGAUGACGGCUACAUUGCAAUGGCAAGGGAUACCUACAUAUAUCAUCGGUAUAGGCAGAGGAAUAAGUGCCACGGUUGGACUAGCGGCUACAUUCGUCUAUCCUCUAAUGCAAAGCCGUAUCUCAACGCUGAGAACCGGCCUCUGGUCAUUCUGGUCUCAGUGGAGCUGCCUUUUGGUAUGUGUUGGAUCGAUUUGGGUUAAAAAAGAUAACAUAGCAUCGUACAUGCUAAUGAGUGGAGUUGCUGCUUCAAGGCUUGGCUUGUGGAUGUUUGAUCUUGCCAUUAUCCAGCAAAUGCAGGAACAAGUUUCAGAAUCCGACCGUUGCGUGGUUGGAGGAGUUCAAAACUCGUUGCAGUCGGCUCUUGACUUGAUGGCAUAUCUAUUGGGUAUCGUUGUAUCCAAUCCAAAGGAUUUCUGGAUAUUGACCAUCAUCUCAUUUUCUUCGGUUACGUUAGCAGGAUUACUCUAUACAGUUCAUCUCUACCGAAUCCGAAACCAUAUAUUUCAUUUUGAGAAGAUUCAUUCGUUGAGCAAAUGGUUAUUCAAGUUUAUAGUCCCUUCUCGUGGAAAAACAUGAACAUAUAAUAUCGUGGAAUGCGUCAUACCAUUUCUAAAGACAAUGGUAAUCAAUAUCC